Racocetra fulgida is the source of this 573-nucleotide messenger RNA. NCBI's taxonomy places the organism in Eukaryota, Fungi, Glomeromycota, Glomeromycetes, Diversisporales, Gigasporaceae. The record is from the annotation of a GenBank genome assembly.
AUGGAAGAACAAGACAAUUUGGAACAUCACGAAGCAGAUCAUACUGUGCUAACUAAUGAUGAGAGUGAUGUCAAAAGUUUAUUUACAGGGAAGACUCUAAUAAACUGGGAGACUUAUAAUGCUUUUUUAACUGAGUGGAGAAGUAAAAGGGGAUUUAAUGUCAUUAAAGAUUGUGUUUAUCAAGACAAAGGUGUUAUUAGGAGAAGAAUGUAUAUUUGUGAACAUGGACAUAAUUAUGAGUCAAGCUCUAUAAAAGAAACCAGCAUCAAGAAAAUGUUGUGCUCAUGGCACAUAAACGUAUCUUGUCCUAAAAUAAAGAACUCAAACUCUAUUGUUUUUAUUAAUAAGAUAGUUGAUAAGCAUAACCAUCCCCUUAACAUUGAUGCUAUUGCAUUUGAAUUUGACAAAAAAUUUAGCACAGAGAUGAUAGAAGAUAUCAAAUUUUUAACACAGCAUUGUAAAUUUGGUGCCACUGCGCAAAUGAAAUACUUAGAAGGAACUGAAUCAGAUAUUCUACUCAAUAAUAAUUUUGAUACUAUCCUAUCUGAAAUUGAAGAUGCUGAUGACUUACAA